AACGGAAAUUUUGUACAAUAUAGUUAGUGAUGGGCCACACUUCACUGGCCCACUCAUGAUAAUUAACAUGGGCCAUGCGUUUUGUAGGAGCCGAAAAUAGGAAGGAUUAAUUGGGUUCAGCGUUUUGUAGCAUACUGUUUACUUAUUAUACCCAUUCAAAUUUACCAUCUUGUCCCUGGUUUAACUUGGCAAAAUACUAGCGUACCCUUCUAUUUUUUUCGCAGAUAUAGUGGCGGGAAUAUACCUAUGGCAUCCCAAAUUGGAGGGAUUUUCAGCAAUAAUCAGUAGAUAGCAAAGCAAUUUUUUUUCCUUCUCUUGAAAUCUGCCGGCGCAACUUUGACGGGAAAAGGAAAGGAAAAUCCAAUUUUUUUUCCUUCUCUUGAAAUCUGCCGGCGCAACUUCGACGGGAAAGGAAAAUCACUUCGUGCUACGUUCAAUUUCAAAGCAGAUCCGCAACGACCAUGAGUGAAACGCAACAAGUAGGCAGCAGCGACAUCGGUCGUGUGAGGGCAUCGAAGCCCGACAAGACACGCCGAAGCUGGACGCCCCGGGAGGAAGAAAUGUUGUUGGCCUCGCUCAAGGAACUCGUUGCUCAAGGUUGGAAGGCCGACAAUGGGUUUCGAGCUGGCUAUCUUUUGAAACUCGAAGAAUCUAUGCGCAAAGAAUUUGUCGGGACUGACAUAAAAGGGAUGCCGCAUAUCAAUUCCAAGCUUAGCGCGUGGAAAAAAAGCUAUAACUCGCUACUUAUGGCCCUCAAUGUUAGUGGAGUUGGGUUUAAUGCGAAGGGGACGUUCAUGUUAGAUUGUGACAACGAUCAGUGGGAGACGAUUGUGAAGAAGGAUUCAAACGCAACCAAGAUGCGUUUCAAAAGCUGGCCAAUGUUUGAAGAUUGGAAAGAAGUAUUUGGUAAGGACCGUGCAAAUGGCUCAAACGCAGAGGAUGUUAUGGAGGCAAUGCACAAGAUGUAUGCGGCUGAUAGUCUUGGUGAAGUAGGUGGCAAUCUUGGACAGCAGACUGGUGAUGGUUUACAGCAUCAUGUCAAUGAAGAUGGAGAAGCGACCGAAGAUGCAGAAGAUAGUGUCUGCCAGGGUGAGAAAAAGGUUUCAACUGCAAGAAAGGUGAGUAAAAAACGUAAAACAGGGGAAGGGGAAGAGAUGAAUGGCGUCUACAAGUGGCUCGGGGAGAUUAGUCGUGACACCAAAGAGCGCCUUGACAACCUUGCCACUCGCGUGGGAUACGAGUUUGAUCUCGGCAUGGCGAGGCAGACAGUAUACGAGCAAUUGGGUUUGAUUCCCGGGCUGGACAUGAAUGACAAGUUUGAUAUUUGUGAAAUUUUAGCGGACAAAGUUCAGCGCCUGGAGAUCUUCAUUGGGUUGCCUGCCGAAGCGAAGAUUCAGUACGUGGCACGUCUUCUUCAAGCUCAUCGUAAUGAGUCUCGUUUCCCCUGAACUGGCAGCGCUUGGUGUUAGUAUUUUGUGUGAUCUAGUUGAAUCCAAAACUUCUAUAUAGGAUCCAAGAUCUAUUUUGGCUUGUUUAUGUUUGGUUUAUGUGUAUAUAUUUUGUGUGAUCUAGUUGAAUCCAAAACUUCUGUAUA
Molecule: messenger RNA, 1594 nt
Organism: Salvia miltiorrhiza (redroot sage)
Lineage: Eukaryota; Viridiplantae; Streptophyta; Magnoliopsida; Lamiales; Lamiaceae
Exons: 3
Coding region: 462-1448 (328 amino acids)
Source: RefSeq, a predicted model, not a curated record